Fulvia fulva is the source of this 2787-nucleotide messenger RNA. Its product is annotated as C5a peptidase. The record is from RefSeq and is a predicted model, not a curated record. Gene Ontology annotation, cellular component: cell wall; membrane. Gene Ontology annotation, molecular function: serine-type endopeptidase activity. Gene Ontology annotation, biological process: proteolysis. The coding region runs from base 1 to 2787 and encodes 928 amino acids. Lineage: Eukaryota; Fungi; Ascomycota; Dothideomycetes; Mycosphaerellales; Mycosphaerellaceae. The transcript is spliced from 2 exons.
AUGUUCUACCGGCUGGCCACCUACCUUGCCGUCUGUACUGUCACUUUCGUAGCAGGCGUUCUGUCUGGUGUGCUGGUUGCAGAGCUUCAACCUUCGAGCAACAUCGAAAGCUUCCAAGACCUACUACAUAACAUUGCUGCUCAGUAUUUAGAUGGAAGUCCACCUGUUGUCAAGCACUGCUUCCGGGGUAGUCCGAUAUUCUGGGGCCUGGUCCUAGAACACCAAGGAAUCGAUCGCAUUACAUUGCGGAACAUUGAAGAAAGUCUACGGCUCGAGUUUCCAGACUUCUUGAGAUUUUGGGACCUUGGUGCGUCUUCGCAGAGAAGUUAUGGAAAUAUCUCGCAAGCAGCUAGGUCUGUUCUGUCGCCGCUGUUACCAACGCACAGUGCAGGAGAUGAAAGCUCGCAAGGACAGCAUACAAAGUCAGAACUCCGAGCCAUCCACGAACUUACGGGUGUUCAUGAGCUGCACAAAAGGGGUAUUGUUGGCCACGGGGCUUCUGUUGCUGUCAUCGACGUCGGAUUAGAUUACCUGCACCCAGUCUUCGCGGCAACCAGUGACCGGUCUUCCCCCUUGCGGUAUACUACGGACUUUGUAGGCGACGACUUCGUACCAGGAGCGAAUCUUCCGCAACCUGAUUCCGACACAUACACCGAGUGCGAGAUCCAUGGCACGCACACGUCGGCUCUUAUCGUAGGCCGACAGCAAUCGGUGGGCUUCGUUGGAGUUGCCCCUGGAGCAGCUCUCGAUCAUUAUAGGGUGGCGGGCUGCCUGGAGGUAAACAGGUUCGACGAUGAGAUCUUGAUCGAAGCGCUGCUGCUAGCCCACUCGAGGAGGGUUGAUGUUAUAUCCCUAUCCUUGGCGAACGGGUAUGGCCCGUAUCCAAGCGAACUAGUCUCCGAUAUAAUCCGCAGGAUAGUACAAGAAGGCCAGACGCUAUGUGUCGUAUCUGCAGGCAACACAGGAUGGGCAGGCCCUUUCUCAGCCGUCUCCCCAGCAGCUGCAGCUGGAGCGGUCUCUGCUGGCGCUGUACACAGCAUUCACGUCAUACGAAGUAACCCCAUGGCACAAGCGACUUACUGGGUAGCUGGCGAGCAGCGUUCCUUCAUGUUCGAAUGGCAACCGUCAUUUCCGUCCCGGUUUCCUCAGUCGUUACGAUUGUACGUCCUGUCACUUAACGCAUCGAUACCGAACGAUGCUUGCGGAGACCAUGCAGCUGACCUUGGCCUACCUGAUGAUCUUGAAGGUCAUAUUGUGCUAAUACGUCGGGGCGGAUGCGCUUUCCAGCAAAAAAUUGACAAUGUUCUCUCUCAUGGGGCAGCUUACGUGUUGAUUUAUGACAACACACCUACAGACGGCUGGGAUAUCUUUCUCUACGACAAUACCUUUCAUGGCAUACGCGGUUGCGGGUCCUUGUUGGCUGAGACUGGUCUAAAACUGGCGAAUAUCUUUGCGGAAGCAGACAACGUGAUCCUGGAGAUGGAUUCAAAUUUCACGCUGCUACCCAAAAUUCGCACACGAUACAACCCGUUGUAUCCUGCGGGAUCGUUGUACACCGGCGGAUCGUGGGGGCCGACUGGAGAUCUUUCCACAUUUCCGUCAAUCUUGGGGCCUGGUGGGAGCGUUUGGUCAGCUGUACCUAGAUCUGCAGGAGGGUUUGGUACCUAUACCGGGACUUCUAUCUCUGCACCGUACAUAGCUGGCUGCAUUGCGCUACUGCGUUCGGUCUAUCCCGACUGGGCAGCUCCGGACAUUGUACGAGCGCUGAUUCACACUGCGACUCCUCUGCCCUUCAGUGAUGGCAAUAAAUCAUACGACAAUUUGUUAGCUCCGGUCUGGCAACAAGGAGGUGGAUUGGUCAAUAUGGUCGCAGCGCUAGAAUCUCGGACGGCUAUAUCAGUCUCGUUCCUGAAUUUUAACGAUACGGAGUUCUAUCGGGUUGCCACAUUCACCAUUACCAAUCUAGGCGACAGAAGUGCCUCCUACGAGCUACAAUACGUUCCAGCCGCUACUGUAGACACUUUGGACUCGCGCAGGCACAUCAUUGCGUUUGCGGAAGACCCCGCAUCUUCCGACCAGGCCACAGCACAAUUCCUCGCUCAUACGCGCAGUGGAGACCAAGCUCUGGUUGAUCUCACGCCGUCAUCGCUGCAUCUACCCUCAGGAGGUUCAGCAGUGAUACACGCUGAAGUAAACCUUGCAAAUGUGGCAGAUGAAAAGACAUGUCCGUUGUAUAGUGGCUACAUCAAGAUCAACAGCAGCCAUGACGGCGUCCUCAGCUUACCUUGUGGAGGCAUAGGCUGUCGUAUCGGCGAUGUAUCCACCCUACCACCAAACUGGAACCUCACGUUUCUGGCCGCUGCAAGGUACAUUGACAGUGACAAUCCAAACUCCAUUAUACAGCCAGCAGCGGCUAAUACGACGUUCCGGUUACCAGCAUCUGGCAAUCCGGGGUUUGACCUCAGCAGUGAAGUGAUGUACCCAAUGAUCAAUAUACAAGUAGCAAUGAUCAGCCCACAUGCCGUCGCCUUUCUAGAGACAUGUUCAAGCGUAUCGACCAGCGCGAACGCAAACAGCACCCUGUCUGUGCCAGUUGACUUGCAUGGUACACAGAUUGCUGGAGGUUUCUCUCGAAUUGUUCCACGUCGAUUACUCUGGGCAGGAAAACUUACGAAUGGGUCGUUAGCUAUUUCGGGAUCUUAUUGUCUACAAAUCUGUACGAGUCGGACGUUGGGAAGCGUCUUGGAUUGUACGAAGACAGUACAGUUCAACCUUAUCUACUUCUAG